Lodderomyces orthopsilosis Co 90-125 is the source of this 411-nucleotide messenger RNA. Its product is annotated as mitochondrial pyruvate carrier. Bases 1 to 411 code for a protein of 136 amino acids. The transcript has a single exon. Gene Ontology annotation, cellular component: mitochondrial inner membrane. The record is from RefSeq and is a predicted model, not a curated record. Gene Ontology annotation, molecular function: pyruvate transmembrane transporter activity. Lineage: Eukaryota; Fungi; Ascomycota; Pichiomycetes; Serinales; Debaryomycetaceae. Gene Ontology annotation, biological process: pyruvate import into mitochondria.
AUGGCCUCCACAGCACAACAUGCUUCCAAGUUUACUCGUUUUUUAAACUCCGAAACUGGUCCCAGAACAGUGCAUUUUUGGGCACCUGUAUUCAAAUGGGCAUUGGUCAUUGCCGGUAUAAAUGAUUUACAAAGACCAGUUGAGAAAUUAAGUGGUACUCAACAAAUUGCAUUAUUUGCUACUGGGGCUAUAUGGACAAGAUGGGCUGGGUUUGUUAUCAAACCAAGAAACCCUUUGUUGGCUUCUGUCAAUUUCUUUUUGGGUGCAGUUGCUGGUUAUCAGUUGAUUAGAAUUGUUAAUUACAGACGUGACGUGGGAGACUCGCCAAUGCAAGUGUUCAAAUACAUUAUAAAGGGUGACCCAACAAAGCAAAAAGAGCAAGCCCCACCAGUAUCUAUUGAGAAUAAAUAA